This is a messenger RNA of Penicillium argentinense, 819 nucleotides long. RefSeq lists its product as uncharacterized. Gene Ontology annotation, molecular function: protein binding. The record is from RefSeq and is a predicted model, not a curated record. The transcript has 3 exons. The coding region runs from base 1 to 819 and encodes 272 amino acids. NCBI's taxonomy places the organism in Eukaryota, Fungi, Ascomycota, Eurotiomycetes, Eurotiales, Aspergillaceae.
AUGGCCCUUGCAACCGCCGCCCCCGAAACCCCGGCCGAGGCGACUGCAAGCCGCCGGACCUCGCGGACCGCCAACGUUGCCCUCAACGAACACUACAACGAGCCCGUGCGUCUGCAUAUCUGGAAGAGCAAGCGUCGCACCUGGACUCGUGGGCAGUUGGACCGUGAGCGCCGCGAGUUCUUCGAGACACGAGUGACUGGGCAUGCGGAAGUAUGGGCCGCGAUCUCAACAGCUAUCGAGUUGAUGCGCGCCGGCGAUCUGGUCACGGCGCAGAGCAUCCUCGAUGCCGCGGGUAUCACUGUGCCUACCGGCGAUCUCUGCCAGGGCUGCUACGACCAGCAGGGUGCCCUUUAUCGCCUGCCGCAAUGCAUUGUCAGCGACCCGACAAACAUGGUGCAAACUGAUACGUCAACGGCCACUGAAUCGCAAGAUGCCAUCGAGCAAGAUGAAGAUGAGGAGGCGCUUUCGGACGGCAAGCUCGCCACAGACGAUGCAUCGGGCGACGAAUUAAUCUCCGAGGACAUGGAACGGCGCCGCGACGAGAAGGGCAAGACAAGUGAACGCGAUCUCAUCCGCGUUCGAGUUCGACUGAGCGACCGCGGUGGUCCGGAUCUAGUCCUGAUGAUUGGCAAGGGCCAGAGCGUCGGUUUCUUGGCCCGCAAGGUGCGGCAGGAAGCAGAGAUUUCGAGCGUCCAGUCCGUUCGAAUCGCAUACCUUGGCUGCAUGCUCAAGGAGCAGCAGUCGCUGCCCGACCAAGGCUGGGAACCUGGCCACAUCGUCAAUGCCUUUGUCGUUCCCCGCCGCGGAUUCAACGAGUGA